UUGAAGGGAACGGAACUGAAGGGGAGGGCCUGGACCGGAUGUUAUGUGCGGGAGCGGUGCGGAGCAAAGAUACUAGAGGAGCCGGUCCAGUAUCUUUGCUGCCGAGCUCACGGUGCAGGCGGCGGCGGCGGCGGCGGGGGCCCGGUCUCCGGCAAAUCUGAACCCUGCUGGCGUGAGUGGAAGUCUCAUCAGAAACCAUGCCGACUGUGGUGCUAUUGGAUGUUUCUCUCUCCAUGACUCGCCCUGUCACCAUGGAGGGCGUCGAGGAAUACCAACGCAAACACUUGGCUGCUCAUGGGCUCAGCAUGCUCUUUGAACAUAUGGCGACCAGUUACAAAUUGGAGUUCACUUGUCUUGUGGCUUUCUCCUCUCUGUGGGAGCUAAUGGUUCCAUUCACCAGGGAUUACAACACUCUUCAGGAGUCACUGAGCACCGUGGAUGACUAUGACAAGACCUGCCUCGAGUCUGCUCUUACGGGGGUCAGCAACAUUGUGCAGGAUGAGUGGGGUGUCUGCAUUCCCUGCCAGGUGAUCAUUGUCACAGACGGGAGCCUGGGAAUAGGUCGAGGAUCCCUGCGCCACUCGCUGUCCAUCCUCAACCAGCACUCCGAGGACAGCAAGUUCCCACUUCCCUUCCCAUUUCCAUCAAAGCUGUACAUUAUGUGCAUCGCUAACCUAGAAGAGCUUCAGAGCACAGAUACCCUGGAUGUUCUGGAAUGUCUGAUAGAUUUAAACAAUGGUGAGGGGCAGAUCUUCACUAUCGAUGGUCCUCUUUGCCUGAAAAAUGUGCAGUCUAUGUUUGGGAAACUGAUUGACCAAGCCUACUCUCCGUUUCAUGCUGUGCUGAAGUGUGGGCAUCUGGUUUCUGAUAUGCAGAUGUUUCCGAGACCAGAACCUGUCAUCAUUGAUGAAGAACUGGAGCCCAUGCCUAAAUCUAUCAAUACAGAGUUGGAUAUCGUAGGAUUUAUAAAGAUCGCUGAUAUUGCCAGUCCACCGGUCCUAUCUCGGCAUUUGGUCUUACCUAUAGCUCUGAAUAAAGAAGGUGAUGAUCUGGGAGGCGGUUUACCCGAAGAAACUGAAGAUGAGAAUUCUGCUUCUCAGAUUGCAGGAAAGAUGCCGUCGUUUUGUGUCUUGCUACAUGGCAGUCUGAAAGUAGAAGGGAUGGUUGCCAUCGUGCUGCUUGGGCCAGACUGGUAUGGGAUGCUGUACUCACAGGCUGAUAGCAAAAAGAAAUCCAAUCUGAUGAUGUCCUUGUUCGAGCCCGGUCCUGAGCCUCUCCCCUGGCUUGGUAAGAUGUCACAGCUGGGACCCAUUCUAGGUGCUGAAGAAAACCCCUAUGGUGAAGAUGACAGCAGGAGCCCAUUUCCCCUUCAGCCACGGACGAAGCGCAGUUAUGCACAGAAUGUGACCGUCUGGAUUAAGCCUAGUGGACUGCAGACCGAUGUUCAGAAGAUUUUAAGAAAUGCUCGGAAACUUCCAGAAAAGACACAGACAUUCUACAAGGAACUGAAUCGGUUGAGAAAGGCAGCUCUUGCGUUUGGAUUUUUGGACCUUCUGAAAGGUGUGGCAGACAUGCUGGACCGUGAGUGUACACUCCUCCCAGACACGGCGCAUCCCGACGCUGCCUUCCAGCUCUCCCAUGCUGCCCAGCAGCUGAAGCUGGCCAGCACUGGGAACUCUGAAUAUGCAGCUUAUGAACACAAUAUCACUCCGCUGCAGACAGACUUUUCCAGCAGCAGCACUGACAGAAUUUGAGUGAAGCGGAAGUGGUAUUUCUGGUUCACUUUUGAGGACCUUUUUUGAUGUUUCAGUGCUGUGCACAGGAUACAGUGAAGGACAUGCGGCUGUAAAAGAACCAUUGCUGCAACAUUUCUCUGGGAUCUCAGUGCAUCACAAGCAAGUCUACACUCUAUAUUUUUAAAUAAAUAAGCUUUUGUUACUGUUGAA
Messenger RNA from Amblyraja radiata (thorny skate), 1946 nucleotides. RefSeq names its product integrator complex subunit 14 (gene ints14). The record is from RefSeq and is a predicted model, not a curated record. Gene Ontology annotation, cellular component: integrator complex. NCBI's taxonomy places the organism in Eukaryota, Metazoa, Chordata, Chondrichthyes, Rajiformes, Rajidae. Gene Ontology annotation, biological process: snRNA 3'-end processing. The coding region runs from base 198 to 1754 and encodes 518 amino acids. The transcript has 12 exons.